AAAAUAUGCGGCCUACCCGUGGACACACCCCCUAAUUGCCUCUCCAAAAGCUAUUGCUUUGCUGAUCGCGUACACACGUACGUACACACUGCCGACAGUGGCUACUGGAUCAACGGAUUACACGAAUAUAAAGGUUAUGAAGGCCAACUUCUUGUGACUUACUGUUUGAGAGAAUGUCAACACACAUAAUGAGUAUGUCUAAUAAUGGAAUCAUCAAACCCGAGGCCUUCGACCCCACCCUCUGCCAAAUGGCCACACCCCUUUCUGUUGCCGUGGCCGACCAAGGGGGGGUGGUGGAAGGGGAAUCCCCUCAAACUAAACUCUCCCCCUCCCACAAGCUAGCGUUAACGGGCUCGCAGUGUGCUGUGUGUGGAGACGGUGCCACAAGUGAUGGGGGCUUUCGGAAGCACUAUGGCGUGAUUUGCUGCGAGGCUUGCAAGUGCUUUUUCCGGAGGACUGUUCAAAUGUCUCGAGACUAUAAGUGUCGGUUUGGAGGCAAGUGUGCGAUCGGACGGACAGCUGUGAAUUUGAAGCAAAUUUGCCAGGCCUGUCGUUUCAACCAGUGCCUGAGGGCUGGUAUGAAGAUUGAAUCUGUCAAAAAGUUCCCACGGAAAACGCGAGAUGACUCUGCUAAGAAGGGAAACAAGAAACAAUCGAGGUCGCAAAAAGAGAAACAAAUGUCCACUGACACCAACACUACUUCGAAUGGCAUUGACCCGAAAUACAACCAAUCAGUGGAGAGCCCACAAUCAGUGAAAUCAGAGAGUGACAUUGAGGAGUUGUCUCAACUUAAGUUCAACGUGACGUCGCCUGAAACAAUGAGGAUGCUCGAAAACGCAAAUGUCCGUCAACUUUUCAAUUAUAGUGACAGCAUGGAGAAUAUUCACCGGGAGAGUGGCGGGAGUCCGGCGGGAAUUAGGAGCACUAACGGAGGCAGUACAGAAAAUGUGAGCGUUGCAAAACCAAGUGCAGCCUCUACAAGCUCCCUCACCACGAUUGCCGCUUCCGUUGGAAAGUCCGUUACCAUAGAAACAUCGCCAACCAACGACCUGGCCCAAUAUUCUGAUAAUAACGAGCCAGCAACAUAUUUCUUUCCUCCCACUGUUAAUUGGUCCAUAAGGAAAGGGGCGGAGCAUCUGUCUAUCCCGGGGCCUGGCCACACCUCCUACGCUAUGCCCACCUCCCCUAUAAAACGUCCGAGAAUUGAUUCCACAGGCAGUGCUAUAGAGAUGAUGUCACAUCAUUCGUCACCAAGUUACGGGAGUCACAGUGCCCCCCCCACACCCCUCCCACAUCACACACACAGUCAACCCUCGAGCCGCGUGAAUAGCCCUGAUCCUGGCAUGUCGUAUGUGUACAAUUCUCACAAUAACACGCCCUUUGCCACCCCCUCACACACACCGGCACACUCUCCACUUCCCUCACCAACCUCACACCCCCCCACAAAUUACAUGUCGUCCUCACAAGUAAACUUUCCGUCAAGCUUCCACUCACAGCCAGGUGGCAGUGGGAUUAUAGUACCCUCUUCAGCAAAUAGCCUACCACAGUUGAACUCACAUCAGUUCACCUCGUCCGCCUCUGGUGUCAGUCAGCUAACUCUACCUGGAUUCACAUCGUCCAACAAUCUCCUUGCCUUGCAACAAACAGCUGCUGGCAAUGCCAUCCUACUACCAAAUGCUCAAAUGCCGUUUGGAAUAGCUCCACUUUUCCCUGUCGUUCAAUUUAGUUCGUUUGCCCCUUCGCUGAGUGAGCAUCAGAGACUACAGUCGAGGCUGGCCCAUGUACAAGGGGGUGUGGCUACUAGUGGUAGUAGUCGGUAUGGGAUGCUGCCCGGGCAGUCUGGGAAAUCUCCAUUCCGUAUUGUCCCCAUUCCAUCCAUCAACAAGAUUCAGCCACCGGAGGAACCAGAAUGCGCUGAAGUGACUGCCAUCUCUAGGGAGGCGGAUAGUCUCGGGUGUGGGGAGGGGAUGUUGAGUGCCCCACCCUCCGCACGCUCCAGCCCUGUCUCCAACAAGCCAAAGUCUAGCGCGUCUCUCCCUGAGGCCAAUGUGGAGGAAGUGCUGGAAUCGUUGAGGCUGAGAAUACGCUCUAUGUUCAAGUGGGCCAAAUCAGAGGUGGCCGGCUUCGAUGACCUUUCACCCCUGGAUCAGAAAGCCCUACUCAGAAGGACAGUGGCAGAGCUUGUCAUGCUGGGCUUUGCAAGAGGCUCCAUAGCAUAUGAAAACGUGCUGUUGCUAGGCAGCACUGGCGCUGUACUCAUGCCCUCUAAUGUCAACGCUGGUAUCGCUAGUGUGGCCUCGGUUACUCUGGAGAAGCUCGUUGUACCUCUCAAGGUCCUCAAUAUCAGUGACAAGGAACUGAGGUUGCUCAGAGAAGUGGUCCUGUUCAAUCCUGAGGCCAAUGGAUUACGUAAUCGUGAGAUCGUGCGUCAAUAUCGAAAGCGAAAGCACAUUGAGCUGAUGGAGUACACAGAGAAACACUCGGAGGAUCCGGGGAGAUUUGGUGACCUCAUGUGUCUACUCACACCGCUCUUCGAGGUGGGGUUAGAGGUCACGGAGCAGCUGCGAUUGGAACAAUUUGUACAUGAAGGAGAGGCGAGAAUAGACGCACUUCUACUCAUGUCGAUGAUAAGUGGCGCGGAGGAAAUGCCAACAGAGUCUACAGUGGACCAGUGACUUAAGUGUGUUGUGUGUGCAUACGUGUGGGCGUUUAUUUUUAUGUAACUGCUGAAUUUGCUUGUUAAUUGUGUUACAAUUCGAUCUUAUUAUGGGCACUUG
Molecule: messenger RNA, 2777 nt
Organism: Halichondria panicea
Lineage: Eukaryota; Metazoa; Porifera; Demospongiae; Suberitida; Halichondriidae
Product: mucin-12-like
Exons: 7
Coding region: 174-2675 (833 amino acids)
Biological process (GO): hormone-mediated signaling pathway; tissue development; regulation of transcription by RNA polymerase II
Cellular component (GO): RNA polymerase II transcription regulator complex
Molecular function (GO): zinc ion binding; nuclear receptor activity; RNA polymerase II cis-regulatory region sequence-specific DNA binding
Source: RefSeq, a predicted model, not a curated record